Carlito syrichta (Philippine tarsier) is the source of this 649-nucleotide messenger RNA. Its product is annotated as voltage-dependent N-type calcium channel subunit alpha-1B-like. The transcript has 5 exons. The annotation marks the transcript as partial. The record is from RefSeq and is a predicted model, not a curated record. Gene Ontology annotation, biological process: chemical synaptic transmission; calcium ion import across plasma membrane. Gene Ontology annotation, molecular function: high voltage-gated calcium channel activity. Gene Ontology annotation, cellular component: voltage-gated calcium channel complex; neuronal cell body; membrane. NCBI's taxonomy places the organism in Eukaryota, Metazoa, Chordata, Mammalia, Primates, Tarsiidae.
GUGGGGCUGUGCUCCGCGGAGCCGGUCGUGCUGCCCGGCCCCGCCCCGCCUGCAGGCUCAGCCGUCGGAGGCCAGUGGGAUGGCCAGGCCGUGCUCAGCUGCCUGCUGGCGUCCCUGGGUGGGGCCUCCCCGGCUCCUCGCCUCCUCGCCCCCUCGCCCCAGGGGGCUGCUUUCCACCCACUGGGACACGGCUGCCACGGGGACGUGCUGCAUCUGCAGCUCAGCGCGGUGACGGAAGUGCCUGAUGGAGAGGCCUGCGGGCUGGACGACACCGAGCCCUAUUUCAUCGGGAUCUUCUGCUUCGAGGCAGGAAUCAAGAUCAUCGCGCUGGGCUUUGUGUUCCACAAGGGCUCCUACCUGCGCAACGGCUGGAACGUCAUGGACUUCGUGGUGGUCCUCACAGGGAUCCUCGCCACGGCCGGAACCGACUUCGACUUGCGAACGCUGCGGGCCGUGCGUGUGCUGAGGCCUCUGAAGCUGGUGUCUGGGAUUCCAAGUCUGCAGGUGGUGCUCAAGUCCAUCAUGAAGGCCAUGGUGCCGCUGCUGCAGAUCGGGCUGCUGCUCUUCUUUGCCAUCCUCAUGUUCGCCAUCAUCGGCCUCGAGUUCUACAUGGGCAAGUUCCACAAGGCCUGCUUCCCCAACAGCACAG